GAUUUAAGGGGGAAAGUGUGAGCCCUAAGACAGAACGACCUGAAAUGGAAAGAGCAAUGGCUCCUGCAGCUACAAAAUCAGACUGUAGUAGAGGGCCCGGGACCAUUGCUAGCCUACGACAGGACACAGGUUCAAAAACCCAAGAAGCCUGCACCCCCACCUGUUCUCUCUCCCCUUUGAGAUGGGGCUGUGGACAGACCUGCUAGUCAUUACCACUACUUAAUUUUCAAGACUCAGUGCAAAAAAGAAUAAUGCCUGGUCGUUUGUUCAAGAAUUAGGACUUUCAAGAUGGUGGCGGCAGAACCUUAAGCCAGACAGGAGCCUAUGGUGCCCUUGGUGCUGGUGGAAAGUGGACUUCUCCACCCCGCUCCCCAACCCCCACUCAGGUGAACCUCCAUACCAGGAAUAAAACAGAUAUGUUUAGGGGACUGGCGUUUCCGCAGCGAUUACACCGGCAGCUAAGAGGAGGUUUAAUUUAGGAGGAAAGCUCCUGCCCUCCCAUGGGGCACAGAGAGUUCUCACGAUCACCCAUCACCAAGGAUCAUCCAGGAUCACCAAUCACCCUAACCCCUGUCUUGGUGUGUGUGGGGGGGAGGGGGCAGCCUAUGUCGCAGGGAUGCGAAGGGAGAGCCAAUCUAGCCAGUUUCCCACGGCCAGCUUGGAGCGUCCGCAGUGCGCCUUACUGACCCACGCGGGGCUCCGGGGGCGGCUGACAGCGGCGGGCUAGCUCCCGCGCCCAGGGCCCCACCCGGGUUCCAAAGCCCUCCCCUCCCACCUGCUCCCGGCCCUACCGGGGUGUGGGCGUGGGAGACGCCCGGAGGGGACCAGGCAGAGCUAGAGGCGGGGACCCAAAAGCCGGCGCCCCCCGCGCCUCGCAAAGCCUCUCGGAUGCUCGGAUCUCCCCUGCCCCAGCCGCGGGGUCGCCCCUAAAUCCACACGGCUGGGGCCCGCAGUCACGCGUGUUGCCCUUCCGGCCUCUCCGAGGGCCCCGCCCCGCCCCGCCCGCGGGGUGCGGGCCCUUUAAAGGCGCGCUCGGCUGGAGCCGCCCCUUCUGUCGGCCAAGCUCGGGAGCUGCGGCCGCCAGCGGGCCUUGGCCAUGGCGUCCCCGGCCAUCGGACAGCGUCCCUACCCGCUUCUCCUAGACCCCGAGCCGCCGCGGUAUCUGCAGAGCCUGGGUGGCACCGAGGCGCCGCCGCCGCCGCCCGCCCGGCCACGCCGCUGCAUCCCCGCGGCCCUGGUCUCCGCGUCCGGGGCGUCAGAGGGGCGCGGCGGCCGGAGGGCUGCCCGGGGGGACCCCGAGCCCAUGCCUCGGGACUGCCGACCCGCUCGCCCUGUCCGGCCCGGUCUGCAGCAGAGACUGCGGCGGCGGCCUGGGUCGCACCGACCCCGCGACGUGCGGAGCAUCUUCGAGCAGCCGCAGGAUCCCCGCGUCCUGGCCGAGAGAGGCGAGGGGCACCGUUUCGCCGAACUGGCGCUGUUAGGCGGCCCGGGCUGGUGUGACCUGUGCGGACGAGAGGUGCUGCGGCAGGCGCUGCGCUGCGCUAAUUGUAAAUUCACCUGCCACCCAGAGUGCCGCAGCCUGAUCCAGCUGGACUGCAGACAGAAGGAGGGGCCUGCCCUGGAUAGACGCUCUCCAGAAAGCACUCUUGCCCCGACCUCCAACCAGAAUGUCUGUAAGGCAGUGGAGGAGACACAGCACCCGCCCACGCUACAGGAGAUCAAGCAGAAGAUUGACAGCUAUAACAGCCGGGAGAAGCACUGCCUGGGCAUGAAGUUGAGUGAAGACGGUACCUACACGGGCUUCAUCAAAGUGCAUCUGAAACUCCGACGGCCCGUGACGGUGCCUGCUGGGAUCCGGCCACAGUCCAUCUACGAUGCCAUCAAGGAGGUGAACCCCGCAGCCACCACCGACAAGCGGACAUCCUUCUACCUGCCACUCGACGCCAUCAAGCAGCUGCACAUCAGCAGCACCACCACUGUCAGCGAGGUCAUCCAGGGGCUGCUCAAGAAGUUCAUGGUUGUGGACAACCCACAGAAGUUUGCACUCUUUAAGCGGAUCCACAAAGAUGGACAAGUGCUCUUCCAGAAACUCUCCAUUGCUGAUUGCCCUCUCUACCUGCGUCUGCUCGCUGGGCCUGACACCGAGGUCCUCAGCUUUGUGCUCAAGGAGAAUGAAACCGGGGAGGUAGAGUGGGACGCCUUUUCCAUUCCUGAACUCCAGAACUUCCUAACUAUCCUGGAAAAAGAGGAGCAGGACAAAAUCCACCAAGUGCAGAAAAAGUACAACCAAUUCCGGCAGAAACUGGAGGAGGCGUUACGAGAGUCGCAAGGGAAGCCUGGGUAACCAGCCUCUUUCCUGUCCUCAGUGCCCUCCGAUUUAUUUUAUUAUUUUGCAACAGACACUUAUUUUCAAGACACCUCUGGGUCCACCUGUGCCUGCCCAGCAGUUAACAGAUGUGGCACAAAGUCUCUUCCACAAAGUGUCUGUGCAGGGUUCGAUUCCUGCCAACCCACCGCGCCAUGACUCUGGAGAGGUUCCGUCUGGAUCAGAACUCAAGGAACGAACAGUUUCUCCUGCUCAAUCUGCUGGCCUUUCACAAACCAAAUAGUUGCCUCUCUGGUCACCAAACUCCAACCAAUCACACCAGCCGGCAAAAAGCAAAGAAAGGUUUUAGAGCCCUGUGUUCCUUCUCUGGAUUUAGUUCUUCAGUUCCUCUUCCUUGCCACCAUAGUGUCUUUAUUUAUGGGUCCAAUAUGGGAUAUUCAUUCGGCGAUGUCCUUGAAAGCAGGAAAUGCUCAUGAAAGGACUGCCCUCCUUGCCCCAGGUGCCUCCUCUUCACUAGGACUAGACACUCAGGGUUAGCCUGAGAUGUCAGAGGCUACAGCCCGGACCAGGCCCCGUCUGUCACCCCACGGCCUGUGCACAUGAAAACCCAAAGGCAAAUCCAUCCAUCUGUGUGGUAUUUCAGCAUGUCUUUGUCCGACUAUGUUUGUUAUGUUAGACUUCGAGUUUAAUGUUGUUGUCCUCACGGGUCUCUACCAAAGGGAAACUGGCCACUUAACAAUUUUAGUCUCCUGCUGAGUCACCGGGAAGUCCUGCAGAGAAGCACAUCCAAGCUGUCUACAGCCUGCCUGCAACUAGGAAGCAGUGGGGGCCUGGACUCCUGGGUCUACUCCGCAGGCCUCCAGCUCGGCCUCCAUCCUCUCCAGCUGGAGUAGCAGCCUUGACUACACACAGUGGGAGGGUUCUUUCUGUUGCAAAGCGUGGGCUGCUACAGCACAGCAGUCAGCAAACCUCCCUGGUGACUUCAGUGCCUUUUUGUUUUCCGAGAGAAGAGCAGGGCAUGUUUGCUUACAGCUCUCCUGCUGGCUUGACCCUGGCAGGAAGUGGACAGUGGUGGUGUAGAGAUAAGGACAGGGGAUUCCUCAAAGUACAGGGUGAUGAUCACACACCUCUUUGCCAUCAAGCUUCCUGAUCAGGCUCUGAUUUCGAAGAUGUGAUAUUAUUAAACCACACUGACAGCAUCAGAUUAUGACUCCAGCUCUUUGACUAGUUCAAACUGAAAACAAAUUACCCAGGACUGCAAGGACACUCAAUACAGAGGGGGAAAUCUUGUCCUUUUCAAAGCAGGCCGGUGCUCCAAUCUAGCCUCCAGAAGAGACAUUUUCUUGUUGCCUUGCCCUUCCACACCCCUUGGGUUGUUUUAAGCCUAAACUUCUAAGUAUAGCCUCAAAAUUUCCCUCCCCAGCUCAGGCCAGCCUACACCGCUCCUGUCCCAGAGGAAUGCUGAGUCCUUGUCAUUCAGUCUUCUCCAGAGCUGCCAAAGCAACAUGAGCUAGCAACCCUGAGGCCGUGCAUGCCGUCAACCCUGGCUGUCCGCCAUCUCCUGCUCAGCUUUAUGGCGUCCCUCCCUCCUGUGUAUGACAGGGGCAGGUAGAAAGUCACUCCCUCCAUCCUGCAUGUCUGCAGCAUUAGGAGAAGGCAUGGCUCCUGCUGCAAACACUGUGAAUGCUGCUGAGAGCCUCCCUCCAUGGAUGGCUAUUUUAUUUUUGAGAAGAAAAAAAAGUCAUGUAUAUAUAUGCAAAUAUAUAUAUAUAUAUGUGUAUAUACACAUAGAGGCAUAUAGCUAUAUAUGAAGAAAAGGUGUUUAUUCAGAAAAUAAUAGUGAAAUUCAGACUUUAAGCACAGUUGGACUCAGGGCCUCUACUGAGGCUGCGACUCUGGGGAGGUCACGUUCCUUCAGCCCCAGAGCUGGCUGUAACUGCUGGUGGUGCCUUCUAUGGUUGUGUUGCUCCGUGGGUGUUCGUUUUGAAAAGAUUUUCUUUCUAAAUGUCUUUCUUAUAUAUGUUUUUUAAUGAUUAAUAAAAGCUUACUGCAAAAACAA
Molecule: messenger RNA, 4385 nt
Organism: Peromyscus californicus insignis
Lineage: Eukaryota; Metazoa; Chordata; Mammalia; Rodentia; Cricetidae
Gene: Rassf5
Product: Ras association domain family member 5
Exons: 6
Coding region: 1097-2344 (415 amino acids)
Biological process (GO): signal transduction
Cellular component (GO): nucleus
Source: RefSeq, a predicted model, not a curated record